AGCUUAUGACUUUUCAAAAAGCCAAUAAGUCAAUAAGUUGUUUCAAAAAGCUUACCCAAACAUGCCCUUAAUCUCACUUAAUUCCAAUUUGGGUGUUUUUGUACGCUGACCGUUGUACACCUCAAAAGGUUUUUGGCUCCAUGAAAUGAAACGAAAUGAAUUCAUCUCUCUUAAAAUCUCUCCAUAAUUGCCAAACCCUGAAAUCCCUGAAAUCCAUCCAUGCUUUACUUAUAGUAAACGGGUUAUUUGCUUCAUCUGACAUCCUGCUCAACAAGCUUAUUCGCCUCUACUUUCGUUUUGGCUCAGGCACCCAUGCCCACCAGGUGUUUGAUAAAAUUCCGCAACCAAAUGUCUUCCUUUGGACAUCUAUGAUCCAUGGCUAUGUCCAAACCAAACUGUAUACACAAGGGUUUUCCCUUUUUCGUACAAUGCUGCGUGAUUCGGUUGCACCCAUGAAUUUUACAAUUACCACAGUGCUCAAGGGUUUAGCUAGAGAAGCUAGAUUAAGAGAUGGGGAGAUGGUUCAUGGAUUGGUUAUAAAAUAUGGCUUCGAUUUUGAUGUGAUGGUGCAAAAUUCUAUGCUUGAUUUGCUCAUGAGAUGCGAGAAAACCGAUUUAGCUAGAUGUGUGUUUGAAGAGAUGAAUGUAAAAGAUACUGUGUCGUGGAAUUCGAUGAUAUAUGGGUAUUGUAACAACGGUAGGAUCGAGAUUGCGCGUGAACUGUUUGAUAUGAUGCCUGAUCCGAAUGUUAUUUCUUGGACUAGUAUUAUAUGUGGGUAUGUGGAGGUUGGUGACAUGAGUGAGGCGCGCGCUCUAUUUGAGGCAAUGCCGGUUAAAGACUUGGCUUCAUGGAAUGUUAUGCUGUCUGGUUAUGUAGAUUUUGGCGACCUCGAUGCUGCUUUAUGUAUUUUUAACAUGAUGCCGUUUCGUGAUGUUGGGUCUUGGAAUUUGAUCAUAUCCGGGUGUUGUAGAAUGGGGUAUGUUGAUUCCGCAAGAAGCUACUUUGACCGGAUGCCAAGUAAGAAUGUGGCUUCGUGGACCAUGAUGAUUGACGGGUACAUGAAAUCCGGAAAUGUUAAUGAUGCAAAGGUUUUAUUUGAUCAGAUGCCGGAAAAGAAUCUGAUUUCUUGGUCAACCAUGAUUGGUGGAUAUGCUAAAAAUGGAGAACCGCAAACUGCUUUAGAGCUGUUAAAAUGCUUCAAAAAGGAGCGUAUAAAACCAGAUGAAACCUUUAUACUUGGCGUCAUUUCCGCUUGUUCACAGUUAGGUGUUUUGGACGCUGCAGAGUCAGUAAUCAAUGACUACGUGGGCCCCACUCUUCUCUCCAGUUUACACGUGUCCACUAGUUUAAUUGAUAUGUAUGCUAAAUGCGGAAACCUUAAAAAGGCUGCACAAGUGUUUGAAACAACUUCCGGAAAAGACUUGUUUUGUUACAGUACUAUGAUUGCAGCCUACGCAAAUCACGGGUUGGGUCGAGAAGCCAUUUCAUUGUUUGAGGAAAUGAAGAAUAAUAUAGAACCCGACACGACAACAUUUGUUGGUGUCUUGAGUGGUUGUAAUCAUGGGGGUCUUGUUAACGAGGGGUGGAGAUAUUUUAAACAGAUGACAGAUGAGUAUAGGAUUCAACCAACGGAUAAGCAUUAUGCAUGCAUGGUUGAUCUUUUAGGGCGUGCGGGGCGUGUUCAUGAUGCUUAUAACCUAAUAUGUAGCAUGAAGGUGGCCCCUUCUGCGGCUGUUUGGAGUUCCCUGCUUGCGGCUUGUAGUGUUCAUCGCAACGUUGAGCUAGCUGAAGCUGCAGCUGCUGAAUUGUUUAAGAUUGAUCCGCAUAAUUCAGGGAACUAUGUUCUUUUAUCGAAUAUCUAUGCUGCUUUAGGAGAGUGGCGUAAUGUUGCUAAAGUGAGAGCAACGAUGAGGCGAAAUCAAGUGAGGAAAAAUAGAGGUUCCAGUUGGAUUGAGUUAGACUCUAUGGUGUGUGAAUUUGUGAUGGGAGAUUUAACAUAUUUAAAUUCUGAGAACAUUAAUUAUAUUAUGGAUCUACUAGCUGAAGAAAUGAAGCUUGAGGAAUAAAGUCUAGUUUUUUUCUUUUUUUUUUUUCCUGUAAACGUGAGAACAAGGAAAACUCACAUGACUCCACUAGUACCAAGUGGUACUCUACCCUACUAACCAGUGGGACCAAGUAAAGCCGCCCCAAGGGGUUAAGGUAGAAAACAAGUGGAAACUGGGUUCCGACCAUCAAAUCUAAUUUUAAUAAAUACAUUGUUAUUUAUUGUAGGUUUUAGAUCAAUCAGCAUGACGGAGAAUAACCCAUAUAUAUCAAAUAGUUCUUCAUCA
Molecule: messenger RNA, 2330 nt
Organism: Helianthus annuus (common sunflower)
Lineage: Eukaryota; Viridiplantae; Streptophyta; Magnoliopsida; Asterales; Asteraceae
Product: pentatricopeptide repeat-containing protein At4g02750
Exons: 1
Coding region: 156-2066 (636 amino acids)
Biological process (GO): RNA modification
Molecular function (GO): RNA binding; protein binding
Source: RefSeq, a predicted model, not a curated record